Molecule: messenger RNA, 4438 nt
Organism: Myxocyprinus asiaticus (Chinese sucker)
Lineage: Eukaryota; Metazoa; Chordata; Actinopteri; Cypriniformes; Catostomidae
Exons: 11
Coding region: 247-1698 (483 amino acids)
Biological process (GO): cell redox homeostasis; intracellular signal transduction
Molecular function (GO): electron transfer activity
Source: RefSeq, a predicted model, not a curated record
CUGCUGCGCAGUCUCUCUCUGUUCCGCUGUGAGAGUCAUGCGACUGCGAGUGAUUCAUACUGUGGGUCAGUAUGAAUAGCAUUGUCGUGCGCAGAAACAUCAUACAACAAUGUUCAAUCUUUUAAUUAUAGCGAGUGAAAAUCAGCCAUCUCAGCAAAUCCGUUUACCUGUAAUCGGUCAUAAGUCAAAGUCUGUGGCCGAGCACACUGAUCUACUUAAAACCAUCUUGAAAGAAAAGGUGCUUUGAUGUUCGAUAACUAUACCAGCAUGAAGGGACGUGUAACAGUGUACUCGGUGCCAGGAUGUCCACACUGCAUACAGGCCAAAACCACUCUGAGUAAACUGGGUCUGCCUGUGUGUGAUGUGGAUUUAAACAAGCAUAGAGAACUACAAACUCAUGUGAAGGAGCUUACAGGCCGCAGUACUGUUCCUCAGAUAUUCUUCAAUAAUGUUUAUGUUGGAAACAACGAGGACCUCCAGAACCUGGAUCCCGAUCAUCUGGAACGCCUCGUCUUAUUGAUAAGAGAGCACCCGGUGCCCCUGGACGCUCCACCUGUACCUGAGGAAAACAGCCCUGACCCAGAGGGUGAGCUUGAUGGAGAGUUUAAGUGUGAGAGGGAUGCUUAUGCGGACAUGAUAGAGGAGUUGAAGAGGAGCGGGGUGAUUGGCAGCCACAGGAGGGGGUUGAGGGUGUACAGGAACAGCUUCACUGGCACUGAGCUGGUGGACUGGCUGUGCAAAGAGAAGGGUGUUGACAGGAAGGAAGCUGGUGAAAUUGCCCAGAGUUUAACGGUCAGGAAGCAUUUGAACCCUGUGACGGGCCAAAGACAGUGUAAUGAGGGUAGCACCAUAUUCAGGUUACUGGAGCAUGUUCCAAAUGCAGCACUCAACUCUGGAGAAACGGCAGCAUGCAGCCCCAUAAAGGCUUGUGAUCUCUCUGAAGCGCUGAGGAAUCAGAUCCUGAAACUCUACUCUGAUCAUCUCUCUAAAGAUGGCAAGACAGUUGAUUACAAGGCCAUGUCUCAGAGCCUGUACUUCGAGCGGUACUGUGAGCUAGCCGUCAAACUUCAGCGCGUGGAGCUUUUGUCCCUGAGUCGUGAAGAGAAACUGGCCUUCUUUAUCAACAUCUACAACUCCCUCGUGAUCCACGGCAACCUGCACCUGGGCUUUCCCAAAAACCUAUGGCAAAGGUACCGGUUCUUUAACUAUGUGAGCUACCUCAUUGGUGGUGAAGUAUUCACACUGCAGGAUAUUGAAAAUGGAGUGCUCAGAGGAAAUCGAAAGGGCGUGGCACAACUCCUGAAGCCCUUUUCAAAGAACGACCCUCGACUGCAGGUGGCGCUUCCUGAUGUUGAGCCUCUCAUUCAUUUUGCGUUGAACUGUGGUGCAAAGGGCUGCCCUCCAAUCAAGACUUACACACCACAGGACAUUGAUAGUCAGCUGUGUGCUGCUGCGGAAGCAUUCUUGGAGAAUGAUGACGGCUGCAUGAUUGACAGUGGGAGAAGAGAGGUGAAACUCAGCCAGAUAUUCAAAUGGUACAAGGCAGACUUUGGAGGCACUGAUGAAAAGCUGCUGAAUUGGGUGUUUGAUCACAUGGGAGCGUCACGAAAGAAGAGGAGUCUACAAGCCCUAAUGUCGCAAGGAAAUACCAAAGUGAGCUAUCUGCCAUAUGACUGGUCUACAAACAGCACAGACUGAGCUAAACCAUAUUCUCAUGCACAUUAUCACUCUAUCACCGACUCAUUGUGGGCAUUGUGUUUGUAUUGAACACAUGCAGCAGGGAAGAGAAAUUCAAAAUUGUUCCCUGAAAUAAUUUACUGUAACUAUGCAUUUAGAUCUCCUUUCCUUGUUCUGCAACCUCCCAAAGGGCAUUGUGAAUAUGUAGCCUAAUUAUUAUAACUUAAUUUUCUACCUGUUAUUUCCCAAAUUGUAUAAUUGUUUUGCACUGAUAAUUAUGCACUGCUAACAGUCUUAAAAAUUAUCCUACAAAGGAUGUCUUUAUAAAUGUAUAUAGACUAAUUUAUCUAAAUUAUUAUAUUUACUGCUUCGAUGUGAAUUUAUCUUUAAAAUGUAUUUAAUUUAGAGUUUCUAAAACACAACGAAAAGCAAAAAAGGGACAAUUUUGCACAGAUGAACUAUGGUGCAUAUUGCUUAAUUACCCUAAACACAAGAGCAUGUCUUUUAUGUAAAGUUUAGGGCUGAAAAACUUUAUAUCAUUAUAGCUAAAUAUAUAUAUAUAUAUAUAUAUAUAUAUAUAUAUAUAUAUAUAUAUAUAUAUAUAUAUAUGUGCUGUAUAUAUACUGUAUGUAUUUAAGCCUUUGGAUGAUAGUCAGUAUAUAUCUUACAUUUAUGUUUUUGCACUGAAAUGGCUUAAAAGGUGAUUUUUUUUUUUUUUUUUUGUCAGAACAACCAUCAUUUCAACCAAAUUGCACACGGUUUUUCACUAAAUGAGCUCAAUGAUAUUUAAUUAUUUUCAUUUAAAGGCACAAUAUAACAAUACAACAGCAAUAUUUACCUACAUUUUACCAAAACAUCUUAAUAUAUGAAACUUUCCACGCAGAGACUUAUGUAAACCUUUUUGAUUGAUGACACAAACAAAUUGCUGCAUAAUUUUGAACUGAUUCAUUGAAACUUACCAAUGCAAAUGCCGUUUUUGCUACAAAUCAGAGACAAUAUGUAAACAUCUGUCUUAAUGGGGGCCUGGGUAGCUCAGCGAGUAUUGACACUGCCUACCACCCCUGGAGUCGCGAGUUUGAAUCCAGGGCGUGCUGAGUGACUCCAGUCAGGUCUCCUAAGCAACCAAAUUGGCCCGGUUUCUAGGAAGGGUAGAGUCACAUGGGGUAACCUCCUCAUGGUCGCUAUAAUGUGUGGUUCUCACUCUCGGUGGGGCGCAUGGUGAGUUGUGUGUGGAUGUCGCGGAGAAUAGCGUGAGCCUCCACACAAGCUAUGUCUCCGCGGUAACGCGCUGAGCAAGCCAUGUGAUAAGAUGCGCGGAUUGGCGGUCUCAGACGCGGAGGCAACUGAGAUUCGUCCUCCGCCACCUGGAUUGAGGCGAGCCACUAUGCCACCAUGAGGACUUAGAGCGCAUUGGGAAUUGGGCAUUCCAAAUUGGGGAGAAAAGAGGAGAGAAAAAAAACAAUAAAAAAAAUUAAAGAAAAGAAAACAUCUGUCAUAAUGUUUGCAUACUCACGAGUCCCGAGACAAGUUAGGAUUGCAAAAUUAUUCUAAUGAUACACUCAUAGGAAACUAGAUUAUCAUAAAUAAAAAACCCAUUAAAGUCUUUGUAAUAUUCAGAACGUAUACUAUACUAGCCCUAGGAAUGGUUUGGUCUGAUUUGUGAGAUCCAUACUUGCAUUUACAAGGCAUUUUCUUGGGUAUCAGGUUUAUCCUUGCAUUUUCUUUUUAAUUUGUAUUCUUUUCAAAGAAUGUUAUACUCAGCUGCAUAAACAUCCUACAGUCAUUACUGUCACAAUCUGUUCCAGUGUUCCAGAGUUAUGUCCCCAGCACCGACACACUUUGAGAGCUGUUCACUGUUUAAUGUGUCUGGACACCCCAUACUGUGUUUCUUCUUUAUGCUUCUGUGUAAAAAUGCAUAGGAGAUGGAAGAUUUUGAGGAAUUAAUUACUGGAGUUUCAGGACCAUUUCAUGCUCAGGAAGUUAUCAGCAAGUACCAUUACUUUUGAGUACUUCUUGUAAUGCAUUAUAUGAUAUGUGGUGUAUUAUUCAAAGGGUACCAGGCUGAUGAAAAAUCAUUCCUGGUUUCUCAUAAAACUCUUGUCUGUCAGACUUGUUUCACAUGACAUGAUACAGUGCCUGAUUUGAUCAUGUGUUAACAAGUAUUUGCGUAAUAUUUCUGAAGAAUAUGAGAUCCACACUGAGAGUUUCAGAAAAUCAAUUCCCCAUCUGUCUUGCUGGCUUGGAAAUGUUUUUUGUAUCUAUUAGACACAUGCUGUUAGAUGUCAAUUUUUACAGUGAUGCAGUAUGGGCAAGUAAUUUAAUAGUAAUUCAUGUGAUACUAUAGCAUAGUAUUGCAAGGGCUGAUAUUAUAGGAUGAGAUGCACGAGUAAAAUGAGGUUCAACACCUCUUGUUUCAGCCAGUGCCUUUUCACCUCUGCAUGAGAUCAAUGUCAUAAAACUCCACUUGACCACACCUCCCAAUGCUUCAUCGAAAUCAUUUCCUUUGAAUCUUUCAUCUGCAAGCUGAGGGACAGUUUUUAAUUAUAUCUCACCCUUGGAAAAAGUCCCAAAGUUACCUCAUGUCUCUUACAGUCAGGAAGGAUAUCAAUGCAAUGCAAUUACCCUUAACAAAUGUCAAUACUAGGCUCAUUUUAUUGCAUGGAGUUUAUUUAUAUAGCUGAAAUCUAAAGCAAUAUUGCAUUGUCUUUUAUAAUGUAAUGCAAUAAUAAAAUAUGAAGAAAUAAAGUAUAUAUUUAAUUGA